Molecule: messenger RNA, 414 nt
Organism: Formica exsecta
Lineage: Eukaryota; Metazoa; Arthropoda; Insecta; Hymenoptera; Formicidae
Exons: 2
Cellular component (GO): plasma membrane
Source: RefSeq, a predicted model, not a curated record
GGACACAAUCAGAGAUAUCUAAUUGCAACUUUCAGACAUUUAAAAAUCGGUAGCUAUCCAAUAAUAACAACAAACAAUGGAAUAUUCCUAACGAGUGAAUAUACCAAACAGGAUGAUAGUAUCAUAGUUACUACUACCACAACAUAUCAACCAAAGAAUGCAACCAUUGUUCCGGUUUAUGGACCACAAUCUGGAGAUUGGUUUGUGGCAGCUUAUAUGCCUUAUUGGGACGAGAGAGUACAACAGCAGGGAUUUGGACACAAAUGUCGAUACAGCAUAGGCACAGUAGCAUUGUGGUCACAAAUAGAUAAUAUCGAGAAUAUUUCCAUUGGUUGCCAAAGGACAUUGCAAACAAGCACAACGACAACAUACUACAAGUAAGAUUGUUACUAUUCAUGAGAAAACAAAGUAUUU